AGUGUCUCAAAGACAUGAAUAUCAGUCUUCCUGCAAUGAGAGUUUCAUAUUGAACGUUCCAAUGAGCUACUUUCCAGAAGAGGAAAAUUUUUCUUUGAACCAAUUCCAAAGUGUUCUAGGAAAAGGGUUCGAAGUGAAAGUGAAGAUCGAUGAGAUAACUUGUCAAGAAUGUUCGUCCUCUGGUGGAAUUUGCGGCUUCCAUAAUACCACACAGGUUUGCUGUGAGACUUCACUCACGGGAGUUAAAUGUUCACCAAAGCGUCAACCUAGUGCUGUUGAGCUCCAUAAACUCUGCGGUAUCCCAUUUAUCUGCGGUGACCAAAGUGAUCUCUUGUACCCUUUCUGGAUUCCUGGUAGAGAAGAAUGCGGCCACCCCGACUUUAAGCUCAGCUGUUACGGAGGAUUCGCAGAGCUUAACAUCCUAUCCGUGAAGUUCAGAAUCUUAGAGGUAAACUAUACAUCUCGUAUCAUAAGACUCGCCAGAUCUGAUUAUAUUGGCAAUCUUUGUCCUUUAUAUCCUUCAAAUGCGCCAUUUGACCAAAACGUCCUACUAUUUGCACCUAACACCGAGCUGCUAACAAUUUAUUCCAACUGCCAAGACUUUUCAUUCUCAACGCCUGUGUACGAUCCUACUUACUUCAAAGAGCUUCGUUGUGACGGUGAAGACAAAAUAAGUUACUAUGUGACGAGAAACUUCUCUUCCCCAUUACUUGACGGGGUUAGAGAGCUUUUAAAGAUCCUCAGUGUAUUGUGCUCAAACGCUAGUAUUCCUGUGUCCGGACCUGCGCUGAACACACUUCAGAAAUUUCAGACGUCAGAUUAUUUGAAAAAGGCUCUUGAAGAGGGUUUCGAGCUUGGAGUUAACCGAGAUUGCUACAUGUGCAUAGACUCUGGGGGUGCUUGUGGAUAUAAUCAUAACUCAAGUGGAUUCAUCUGUUAUUGUAACAACGGGCCACACCAUCUUACUUGCGGUUCUAGAAAGAGUAGUCAUGGGACUGUCAUAACAAUUCUCAUAGGUUCGGCUUCACUAGCAGGUGUUGUGCUACUGGUCAUAUUCACAUUGUUACUUAGAAAGAGAAAAACAUCACAUGAGCACAGACAACAGAAUCUGACUCUUAUUCCACUGAAACACUACAGUUACGCGCAAGUGAAGAAAAUUACAAAGUCAUUUGCAGAAGUGGUUGGGAAAGGAGGAUUUGGAACGGUCUAUAGAGGAAGCCUUUCGGAUGGUCAUAUGGUUGCAGUGAAGGUCUUGAAAGACUCAAAGGGAAAUGGAGAAGACUUCAUUAACGAAGUUGCGAGCAUGAGCAAAACAUCGCAUGUUAACAUUGUUUCCUUGCUUGGAUUCUGCUCUGAAGGUUCCAAGAGAGCAAUUAUUUAUGAAUAUUUGGAAAAUGGAUCUCUUGAUCAGUUUAUCUCAAGCAAGACGUCAAUGAACUUGGAUUGUAUGACGAUGUAUGGGAUCGCGCUUGGUGUUGCUCGUGGUUUAGAAUACUUGCACUAUGGCUGCAAAACUAGGAUCGUGCAUUUCGAUAUUAAACCACAGAACGUGCUUUUGGAUGAGAAUCUUUGCCCCAGAGUUUCUGAUUUCGGACUUGCAAAACUCUGUGAUAAGAAAGAGAGCAUUAUGUCACUGCUAGAAACUAGAGGGACAAUAGGGUACAUUGCGCCAGAGAUGAUCUCCAGAGUAUAUGGGAGCGUGUCUCACAAGUCGGAUGUAUACAGCUAUGGAAUGUUAGUCCUUGAAAUGAUAGGAGCAAGGAAUAAACCAUACACGGAACAUUCUGGAUCUAAUACAAGCUCAAUGUACUUUCCAGAAUGGAUCUAUAAGGAUCUUGAUGAGAAGGGAGACUAUGGAAAGUUUUGCGGGAAUGGAUUCCCCAACGGAGAAGAGGAGAUUACAAAGAAGAUGACAUUGGUUGGAUUGUGGUGUAUUCAAUCUUCCCCAUCAGAUCGCCCGGCAAUGAACCGAGUAGUAGAGAUGAUGGAAGAAAACCUGAAUGCUCUUGAGGUCCCUCCUAGGCCUGUUUUGCAGCAGAUUCCUACGGGACAUCUUCAAGAAUCGUCUACGCUUUCAGAGGAUAACUCGAUUUACACAGGACUAUAUAUAUUCCAUGAAUGUUGCAUAAAGAAAGAAUCCUCCUUGGUAGUUACUAAAUGUGGGAACAUCACCGCUGGUUUCCCCUUCUGGGGAGGGAAUCGUCGCAAACAUUGCGGUCAUCCAUUGCUAGAGCUUAGCUGCAACCAAAACAAUAGUACCUCUUUAUUCAUCUCAGACCAAGAGUUCUAUGUUCUCCAUGUCGAUCAAACAUCUUACACUCUUACACUUGCCAAACCAGACCUUUUAGAUUUCUUUUGCUCCUUUACAUUCACCAACACAACCUUACCAUCAGAAAUUUUUGAGAUUUCGUCAAACUACAAGAGCGUCACAUUCUACCACCAUUGCAAACCUCAUCUUCCUUACCUUUCUAAAUAUACAUGUCCUGGGAUAGGACCUCCGAUCACAGUUUCUGGAAACCCUGAAUAUCAUGAGUCCUGCCUUGCCAGUUUCGCCACGAACGUUCCAAAGAACUUUGUUCUAGAAGAGAAAAAGUUGAAUAUGAGCAAUUUGGAAAAUGUUUUAAGAAAAGGAUUUGAGGUGAAGGUGAAGAUCGAUGAGAACGCAUGUCAAGAGUGUUUGUCCUCUCAUGAACACUGUGGCUUCACCGAAACCUUUCCAUUUGAAGUUAUAUGCAAACCUCACAAUUCACCAACUACUUCUGAGCUUGAGCUUCAUAGACGCUGUGGUGGCCCAUUUAGCUGUGGUGAUCAGAGCGAGCUCUUUUAUCCUUUCUGGACAUCUGGCAGAGAAGACUGUGGCCACCCUGGCUUCAAGCUUGAUUGUAGCGGAGGAUUCGCAGAGCUUAGCAUCUCCUCCGUGAAGUUCAGAAUCCUACAAGCAAAUUAUGUCUCUGGUAUCAUAAGACUAGCCAGAUUGAAUUAUAUCAGCAACGAUCUUUGUCCCCAAAAUCCUAUAAAUGCUCCAUUCGACGAAACCGUCCUUCCAUUUGCUCCCAACACCGAGCUGCUAACACUUUAUUACAACUGCAGUCGAGCAUUUUCAGAGUUUGUUUCCACUUUUGUUAAAGAGCUUUAUUGUCAGGAUGAUGAUGACAGAAGAAAUUACUAUGUGACAAGACAUCUCUCGUCCCCUCCUCCCCAAGGGAAUAGCGGCUUAUUAAACGUCUUCAGGGAAUUUUGCAGUAGAAACGUCAGCAUUCCCGCAUCUAGACUAGCGCUUGACGCACUGGGGACAACUCCAAGUACAGAUAAUCUAAAGGAGGCACUUGAAGAGGGAUUUGAGGUUAAAGCUAACUCAGAUUGUCGGACGUGCAUAGACUCUAAGGGUGCUUGUGGAUAUGAUCAAACCUCAAGUAGAUUCGUCUGCUAUUAUAUAGAAGGGCCACAAAACCCUACUAGAAACAAGGAUGUCUCUAAAGGAGCAAUAGCAGGCAUUGGGGCUGCAUCCUUUGCAAUAUUGGGCGUCAUUUUUGUAGUCACAUGUUUGUCCUGUCUCAUCAGGCGGCGAAGGAAGACAUCAGAUGAUCUGAAAAGGAAGAUAUCGAAUGAUCUGAGAAGGACGACAUCAGAUGAUUCGAGACAACACUAUCUAAAGGCCCUUAUUCCAUUGAAACACUAUAGCUACGUGCAAGUGGAGAGAAUUACAAAUUCAUUCGCCGAAGUGAUUGGAAAAGGCGGAUUUGGAACUGUUUAUAGAGGAACGCUUUGUGACGGUCGUAGUGUUGCUGUGAAGAUCUUGAAAGAGUCACAGGGUAAUGGGGAAGACUUCAUCAAUGAAGUUGCGAGCAUGAGCAAAACUUCUCAUGUCAACAUUGUUACCCUGCUUGGAUUCUGCUCUGAAGGGUCCAAGAGAGCAAUUAUCUACGAAUUUAUGGAAAAUGGCUCCCUUGAUAAGUUCAUCUCUAGCAAGAGGUCAUCAAAUAUGAACUCGCGAGAACUAUAUAGAAUUGCGCUAGGCGUCGCUCGUGGUCUAGAGUACUUGCACCAUGGCUGCAGAACAAGAAUUGUACAUUUCGACAUAAAACCACAGAAUGUACUCUUAGAUGACAAUCUUUGCCCCAAAGUUUCAGACUUUGGCCUUGCUAGGCUCUGCGAGAAGAAAGAGAGUAUUUUAUCAUUGCUAGAUACAAGAGGAGCAAGGAACAAACCAUCAACUGAAGACUCUGCAUCGAACCCAAGCUCAAUAUACUUUCCAGAAUGGAUAUAUAAAGAUCUUGAGAAGGGAGACAAUGGAAGGCUUAUCAAGAACGACAUCAACAGCGAAGAAGAUGAGAUAGCAAAGAAGAUGACAUUGGUGGGUUUAUGGUGUAUUCAGUCAUCCCCAUCAGAUCGUCCACCAAUGGACAGAGUAGUAGAGAUGAUGGAAGGGAACCUAAAUGCUCUUGAAGUCCCUCCUAGGCCUGGUUUUCAAAUUCCCGCAGCGCCUGUUCAAGAAUCUUCUACGAUGUCAGAGGAUAUCUCUGCUUAUACAGGAGUAUGUUCUAUAAAUGUCGCAUAAAGAAAGAGAACCUCUCUGGAACCUAUACAUCUUUAGAGCUUUCUUUGACAUGAACAAUAAACAAUUGUGGCAUCA
This is a messenger RNA of Arabidopsis arenosa, 4633 nucleotides long. NCBI's taxonomy places the organism in Eukaryota, Viridiplantae, Streptophyta, Magnoliopsida, Brassicales, Brassicaceae. The record is from the annotation of a GenBank genome assembly.